AAAACUGGCAGUGAAAAACUAAAACUGGUGACUUGAACUUGCUAAAUACUAAAAACUUGAGAUAAUGGUGGACGAACAAGUGAGAACUAGGUAAGUAACUGAAAAUAGUGACUUGUAAGUGACAAUCUUGGAUAACUGAAAAUGUUAAGUUUCCUUUUAGUUGGAAAAAUAUGGAAUCUGGUAAGUCUCCCAUGAAAUUACUUAGAAAACCGUUGCUAUGGGGACGAAGCAGAUCAGCUGACGGACUCCACAACUUUGAGAGAGGACUUGGGACAUGGCAGAGAAAGUAAGGAUAUUAUUGUUUGGUUGGAGUGCUGAUAUUUAAGAGUGGAUAGUCAAUAUUUCAGUGUAAUCCUACUUUGCUUCGUGUAUAACUUGAAUAAUCAACUUAGACACAAGGGGUUCCGCCAGAUCCUCAGCUUCGCUGCCGUGCUACUGAGUGAAGAGUCGGACUUUGAAAAUAAUCCCCGUCCAGUGAGGAUCUUUUAUCAUCUUGAGGAUGAUACGCUGCGAGUGGUUGAACCCCCAACACACAACGCCGGCAUGGUUCAAGGAACGGUAGUGGGCAGACAACGAGUACCAACCAGCAUCCAUCCGUUGGCGCCUCACGUGACUCUCAAUCAUAUCUCGGCAUAUUGGAGAGUGCGUAACAUUGCUGGGGAAGCGAUAUCUAGUGACUGGCUGUGACUCUGCCACCAGAACGUACCUUUCCUCUCUGGGCUUGGCUCCCACCCCAGAUCUUAUACCCUACUCGACUACCUUCAUCCUCCCCAGCCAGGCUGGUACAGAUACUAGGGCUGCUAAGCUCCCCUUCUCGCUGGAGUGGCCCAAGAAACACCCGCUUGCGACUUUCGUUCAACACUCCACUCAAGUUCUAAGAUUCUUCGGGGAGUGGGCUGCUGAAGGGGAGGACAUGGGUGGAGUGACGACACCUGUGACGGAUAAGGUAGAACUACGGUACUAUCUCGAGGACGACACUGCAGAGGUGAGGGUACAUCAUCUUACUCCUCACCAGCACGCCCUCACUCCAACACCACCAGCUGUGCCCACCAAGCUACUGAAGCGUGCUCCCAUUCCCCAGAAUCUGUCGGAGGUUGCUGGUGCUACGUCGCUUGGGGCAAUAGGGCGACCCACCCUUAAUUUACUGGGACUGAGAGGCGGAAGAGUACAUCUGAAGGAUCGACGACCACAGGCAGCCUCCAGUCCACAGUUUCUGGGGCCUGAGGACCUCAUUCUGGGACAGACGGUGAAGGUGUGUGGGCGACUCUUGCGGCUGUGCGAGUGUGACGCCUUCACCACCAGUUACUACAAACAGGCCCUUGGUGUUGAUCAAGUGCCAGCGGAGUACCAGUACCUCAACAGGAGGAUAGGCACUGCUCCUGCCCCACGCAAGUCGCCUCUGGACCCCCGCCGCUUGGAAGAACACCCGAGAGACUCUCUUCACCCGCUACCCACUACUGUCACCACCCUCGUUGGAGGCUACCAUGCUCGGGACAUUAGGGAUGGCUGCGAGGACAAGAUUCUGCGUUUCUGCGCCCAUCUGGUCAGUGAUGAUGAGAGGGACAGAAACAGAGACUUUGUUGUCAAUUUCUACAUCUACGACUCGACCAUAUCGGUGUUCGAAUUGCCGAAAUUAAAUUCAGGGAGGAGGGCGGGCAUGUUCCUAGGACGAGGCCUGGUGGUAGCCCCUGAGGGUGGCCAUGUGGGCGUGGAUCAUCUUUAUAUGGGCGCCACACUCACUCUCAACUCCCACUUGUUUCGCCUCACCCACGCUGACGAGUUCACGCUGCGUUACAUGGAGGAACAUGCAGAUGAGUUCACGCAGGCAAGUUACAAUGUGGCGCUGGACGAAGCUCGCCGCUGUCUCGGCCACCACAAUCUCACUGCUAUUCUCCACCGUCUAGCCGAACACGAUCCUAGCAAGAAAGGCUUCGUUUCCUCUUCCCUCGUCAUCUCAUCCCUCGCUAAAGCUUUAAGCGGGUCUAAGCUGAGCGAGCAGCAGGUGGUGUCACUUGUGCGUCGUCACCGCCGCCUCAACGCCACUCCCCUUACCGGCCAGGACCUCGCCCACCUCACCGCCCUGCACCUCAAACGACACAACUACUAUGGAGUGCCGGAGAUGGCAGUGGGGCUUCGAGGUCGAGACGUGGAUAGCAAGGGUCGCCUUCCUUCCACCAGCGUGAGAGCAGCGUUACAGGCCGCUCGUCUGCCGGUCUCUAGGACUCUACUGGACGCCCUUGUCACCAGCGUCACUCAAGAAGACGGUCAGGUAGAUUAUGAGCAGCUGUGUCGUGAACUUGACUAGUCUCCGCCUAACCUACAUGACAAUCUUCCUUGCCAGCUCGACGAGUCAUCGCUGGAGACUGCACUGCGGCGGGCCAGAGACGAAACAGAUUACGUCACGCUUAUUGCAGACCUCGAGGGAAGCGCCUCCACGCAUCACUUCGCUGGGGCUGGCCUCGUCUAGCACGCCCCUGCAACCGUCCCUGCCCCUGUCACUGCCUUCUAGCUUUACUCUGUUUCACCACAUCACACUGUAUUAUCACCUCCUUGCUUCAUUCUAUCCCUUUCCUAUCUUGCUUUUAUCUAGUCUCAAUUC
Molecule: messenger RNA, 2599 nt
Organism: Portunus trituberculatus (swimming crab)
Lineage: Eukaryota; Metazoa; Arthropoda; Malacostraca; Decapoda; Portunidae
Product: EF-hand domain-containing family member C2-like
Source: RefSeq, a predicted model, not a curated record